Molecule: messenger RNA, 3694 nt
Organism: Punica granatum (pomegranate)
Lineage: Eukaryota; Viridiplantae; Streptophyta; Magnoliopsida; Myrtales; Lythraceae
Source: RefSeq, a predicted model, not a curated record
AGCAACCGCCAUUUCUCUGUGUUGGUCGGUCGUUGGUUAUUUUUUGCUCUCUGGUUAUUUUUUGCUCUCUCCCACCAGACAUUCAACUCUCCAAUCUGUCAUUCUCCUCGGAGCAAAGGUGGAGGACGAGCUUCUCCGCUCUUCCCAGCUUCAGUUUCUCUCCGGAACCUUUCAGAAUUCCGAUCCCCUUUGCGCCCUAACAGUCAAAUUACUUCGUCCGUGUAAAAAAAGAAAAGAAUUUUUUUUUUUAUUGUCGCCACCGCAGUGCUCCGUCAGCUUCAUGGGCUUGCAUGUAUCGUUGAUGCGGUCGGCAUCGUCUUGAGGACACUUCAAUUUGACCGGAGCAUAUACCGAUUCCUCCCUCAAUUGAAUGCCCCUUCUGCUUCCGAGGUAAAUGUUGCUCUUUCUUGGCCGUACGGGUCCCAAGCUGGGAAGUCGAGUUCGAUGAUCUUAUCGGUAUAGCGGGCUGGUUUCCGGGUUGGUUAAAGUUGGGAGCUUUGAUUUGAUCAGCUGGGAAUUUGAUUACAAUGGCGGAUUCUGAGGCAAGUCAUGGGACGUCAGACUUGGGGAGUGAUGGGAAGAAGAGGGAAGGGGGAGAGGCUGCUGGUUCUAGUGGAAUUGAAGAGACAUCCCCUGAUUUAUUGAGGAACACGCCAUCUAACAUUGCGAGGUUGGAGGAUGUUAUUGAGCACAGUAAAGGUCGUCAGAAGUAUCUCGCUCAGACCGGGAGUCCAUCCGAUGGUAGCGAUGUCCGGUGGUACUUCUGCAAGGUCCCUUUGGCCGAGAAUGAAUUAGCUGCUUCUGUUCCCCGCGCUGAGGUAGUUGGGAAGAGCGAAUAUUUCCGAUUUGGUAUGAGAGAUUCUCUUGCAAUAGAGGCAUCUUUUUUGCAGAGAGAAGAAGAGUUGCUUUCGGAAUGGUGGAAAGAGUUUGCAGAAUGUAGCGAUGGACCAAGAGCUCGUAUUUCAGCUUCCAGUAGUAAAGGAUCCGCUGCUAAAGCUGAUGAACCAACUGAACUCUAUGCAAUUGCGGAGGAGAGAGUUGGUGUUCCUGUGAAGGGAGGCCUAUACGAGGUUGACUUGAUAAGAAGACAUUGUUUUCCUGUUUAUUGGCAUGGCGAAAAUCGCCGCGUCUUACGAGGACACUGGUUUGCUCGCAAAGGAGGUCUUGACUGGCUUCCACUCCGUGAAGAUGUUGCUGAGCAGUUAGAAUUUGCAUAUCGAUGCCAGGUCUGGCAUAGGAGAACAUUCCAACCAUCGGGAUUAUUUGCCGCUCGAGUGGAUUUACAAGGCUCUACACCAGGAUUACAUGCACUUUUCACUGGAGAAGACAAUACCUGGGAGGCAUGGCUCAAUGUUGACUCCUCGGGUUUUUCCAGUGUCGUUGGCUUAAGUGGAAACGGCAUUAAGCUCAGACGUGGCUAUUCCCCAUCCCAAUCACCUAAACCAACACAGGAAGAAUUACGCCAACAGAAGGAGGAGGAAAUGGAUGAUUACUGUUCCCAGGUUCCCGUCAGGCAUGUAGUAUUCAUGGUUCACGGUAUCGGUCAAAGGUUGGAAAAAUCAAACUUGGUGGAUGAUGUGACCAAUUUUCGGCAUAUCACGGCAAGUCUAGCUGAACGGCACUUAACUUCAUACCAAUGUGGUGCUCAGAGAGUUCUCUUCAUCCCCUGUCAGUGGAGGAGGGGUUUGAAGCUUAGUGGUGAAGCUGCAGUUGAUGAAAUUACUCUCGAGGGUGUUAGAGGUUUACGAGUCAUGCUCAGUGCAACAGUUCAUGAUGUAUUGUACUACAUGAGCCCCAUCUAUUGUCAGGAUAUUAUAGACUCGGUUUCCAAUCAAUUGAAUAGGCUAUAUUUGAAGUUCCUGAAAAGAAACCCCGGGUACGACGGAAAGGUUUCAAUAUAUGGCCAUUCUUUGGGGAGUGUCCUUUCAUAUGAUAUCCUUUGUCACCAAGAUAAUUUGUCAUCCCCUUCCCCAAUGGACCGAGUAUAUCAGCAACCAAAAGAUCACAUUGAUUCAGCGGUGAAUAAUGAAAAGGCUCUUGCAUGCUCAUUGACCAAUUCCGAAGGUAGAAAUGUCCAUGAAACAGAGCCUUCUGCUGAUAGCGAGGAGAGUACGGUGGUAACCCCAUCAGCAUCCAGGGAAGAAAAAGAACCCGCAGAGUAUUCUUCCUCUGUUGAACCUUCAACUUCAGGCUUGGAUGACUCUUCUGUGAUCCCAAGCAAUCAGGUAAAUGGAGACCUCUGUGAUCCCAUGGACAUGCUAUCUCGAGAGGGGAAUGGGUUGCAUGAAGCCACGAGCAUGAGUUAUACUGUCUCAGAUGUUACUUCAGGAGCAGUGGCUGCCGAGGAGUCUGAAAAACCAAGAGAAAAAGAAAAGGAAAUUGAUUCACUGAAGAAAGAGAUCGAGCUACUGAAAGCAAAAGUUGCUGAACUUGAAUCUCCCUCUCAUGGAAGAGAUACAGAUGCAGUAUCGCAUCCAGGUAUUGAGUGGUACAAUUUAGUCCAAUUUUCCGCUUCCCCCAUGUCUUCUAAACUGUUGUUUGCCACUGGAACAGGAGCUAAAGAGAAUUGUAUGACCAACGAAAGUGGUACCAGUAAAAGUUAUACCCCUCUUAUUAAGUACACAAAGCUUGAAUUCAAGGUCGACACAUUUUUUGCUGUUGGGUCACCACUUGGUGUCUUCCUUGCUCUUCGCAAUAUCCGCAUCGGGAUAGGGAAAGGAAGGGAUUAUUGGGAUGAAGAGAAUAUAAUUGAAGAGAUGCCUGCUUGCCGACAAAUGUUCAACAUAUUCCACCCAUUUGAUCCUGUAGCAUAUAGAGUAGAACCACUUGUUUGCAAAGAGUACAUUGGCAAGCGCCCAGUCAUCAUUCCUUACCAUAAAGGUGGAAAGAGGUUGCACAUUGGAUUUCAGGAGUUCACCGAAGAUUUAGCUGCCCGGUCUCAGGCAAUAAUGGACAACUUAAGCAAUUUCAGGGCUAAGGUUCUCACAGUGUGCCAAUCAAAAAACAGGGAGAGUCUAGAAGAAGCAGCACAAGAUGGCGAGGAUAAAUAUGAGAGAUCAUAUGGUUCGCUAAUGAUAGAGCGACUUACUGGUAGCGAAGAUGGACGAAUUGAUCAUGUUCUUCAAGACAAGACAUUUGAGCACCCUUAUAUAUCUGCCAUUGGGUCGCACACGAACUACUGGAGGGACUUCGAUACAGCUCUGUUUAUACUGAAACACCUGUACAGAGAUAUACCCGAGGAUCCGAGCUGCCUCUUCCUUGAACCGCCUUCUGGUGCAGUCACACACAAGAACGGGGCUGGAUGGUCAGAUCGGAGAGGAGACGCUGCAGAGGAAGAGCUUCCUCUGACAUUUUCUGACAAGGUCCUCGUGAGGAGUUUCUCUAGUAAAGCCAAGACAUUCAUGAAGAGCGCCAGCUUCCGUGCCUAAGGAGCUUCUGGGGCCGAACAUUAUACACCCACGUAUAUCUACUACAGAUUUCUAGGAAUUUCUCGUCAAGUUUACAACAGAAAGAUCGUGAUACAGGUUUUGUUUAGCUGGUGCUGUUUGUUAUGCAAAUAACUGUGUACAUGGAAGUGUAGAUUGUGCAGAACAAAUGGACAAUUUCCGCUUUCUCGGAUUGUACAGCACACUCGGAAAGAAUACCAAAUGUUCAAUGAUUGUGUCAUUUGCUUGAAAUGAAUAUGUAUUGAACA